Miscanthus lutarioriparius is the source of this 1782-nucleotide messenger RNA. The record is from the annotation of a GenBank genome assembly. Lineage: Eukaryota; Viridiplantae; Streptophyta; Magnoliopsida; Poales; Poaceae.
AUGGGGAAGCUCGCGGAGAGGCUGAGGGCCUUCUCCAGGAACCGAUGGCUGGUGUUGGUAGCCGCAAUGUGGGUGCAGUCCAUGGCCGGCGUCGGCUACCUCUUCGGCGCCAUCUCGCCGGUGCUCAAGGCCAGCCUCGGGUACAACCAGCGGCAGGUGGCCGCGCUGGCCGUCGCCAAGAACCUCGGGGGCUACGUGGGCGUCGUCGCCGGCACGCUCUCGGCCGCGCUGCCGGCGCGGGCGAUGCUGCUCAUGGGCGCGGCGCAGAACCUCCUCGGCUACGGCUGGCUCUGGCUCAUCGUCGCCAGGCAGGCGCCGCCGCUGCACCUCUGGAUGAUGUGUGUUGUUAUCUUUAUUGGAACAAAUGGCCAGACGUAUAUGAUCACGGCUUCACUCGUUACAAGCAUCCAGAAUUUCCCCAAGAGCAGGGGCCCAACAGUGGGCAUCCUCAAGGGAUUUAUGGGCCUAACAAGCGCCAUUCUGACACAAGUUUAUGCAGUAUUGAACACACCAGACCAUGCUGCGCUUAUCUUCAUGGUUGCUGUUGGUCCAUCGCUGGUUGCCAUUGGCUUGAUGUUUGUUAUUAGGCCUGUUGGGGGUCACAGGCAGGUACGGCCAUCUGACAAGAACAGCUUCAUGUUCAUCUACACUGUAUGCUUGCUUAUCGCCUCAUACCUUGUUGGUGCCAUGCUUGUCCAAGAUUUCCUGCAACCGAGCUAUGAUGUGGUUGUUUUUCUCACUGUGAUUCUGUUCGUCCUCCUUAUUUCGCCAAUCGCAAUCCCUGUGAUCCUGUCGUUAACACCGGAAGAAGCUCAACAUCUGAUGGAAGAUGCUCUCCUGUCUGAACCAUUGACAGGAGAGGCGAGCACUUCACAACAAAAGGAGGAUCAACCAGAGGUCAUUUUAAGUGAGGUAGAAGAGGAGAAGCCUAAGGACACUGAUUCAUUACCACCAUCUGAAAGGAGGAAGAGGAUUGCAGAAUUGCAGGCCAAGCUAGUGGUAGCAGCAGCAAGGGGUGGGGUUAGAAUCAAAAGAAGGCCACACCGAGGGGACAACUUCACCCUGAUGCAAGCAUUUGUGAAGGCUGAUUUUUGGCUUAUUUGGCUAUCACUUUUGCUUGGGUCUGGAUCAGGGCUGACAGUGAUGGACAACCUGGGUCAGAUGAGCCAGGCUACUGGUUACAAAAACGCACAUAUCUUUGUGUCACUGAUGAGCAUAUGGAAUUUCCUUGGUCGUGUUGGAGGUGGCUACUUCUCUGAGAUCAUUGUCAGGGAGCAUAAAUACCCAAGGCACAUAGCAUUGACAAUUUGUCAGAUCGUGAUGGCUGUUGGGCAUGUACUAUUUGCUAUGGCUUGGCCUGGAACUAUGUACAUUGCGAGCUUGCUGGUUGGACUCGGAUAUGGAGCUCACUGGGCUAUUGUGCCAGCUGCUGUCUCUGAGCUUUUUGGUGUAAAACACUUUGGUGCGAUGUACAAUUUUCUCAUACUAGCAAACCCCGCAGGAUCGUUCAUCUUCUCAGAGCUAAUUGUCAGUAACCUCUAUGAACAUGAAGCUGAGAAACAAGCUCACCAACAUCAGAUGUCAGCAUUUCUGUCCCCACAAUUGCUUCACAACACGGGCUUUCUUGCAGAUGGACCACUGAAGUGUGAAGGGCCUGCUUGCUUCUUUUUCAGCUCCCUGAUUAUGUCGGUGUUCUGUCUUGUUGCAGCUGGCUUGAGCGUCCUCGUUGUUCACAGGACCAAACAAGUUUAUCCUCGCCUCUAUAGUUCUGUCCGGACUUGA